GGUUCGAGGGGGUCCGAAGACGCCGGUUUAUGACGGGGAGGCUUGCGUGGAGGUUGCCUCUCUGUCCUUUCGCUCCCCGGGCCCUCGGGAAAAACCCAGCACACCGGCCCCGCGGCCAGCCCCUUCCGCCAGGCUCUCUCCGCUCGAUUUCGCCACCGUUAUGUGGGAAGCGAAUCCGGAGAUGUUCCGCAGAGCAGAAGAAUUCUUAUCCAAGACUGCAAACAGCGAGACGGAUGAGAUGGACACGUCGGACACGCAGUGGGGCUGGUAUUACCUGGCGGAGUGCGGGAAGUGGCACAUGUUUCAGCCGGAUACCAACAUUCAGUGUUCAGUUAGCAGUGAAGAUAUCGAAAAAAGCUUCAAAACAAACCCUUGUGGCUCCAUUUCUUUUACUACUUCCAAAUUCAGCUACAAGAUAGACUUUGCAGAAAUGAAGCAGAUGAACCUCACCACUGGAAAACAGCGCUUAAUAAAAAGAGCCCCUUUUUCUAUCAGUGCUUUCAGUUAUAUCUGUGAAAACGAGGCCAUCCCCAUACCGCUCCACUGGGAGAGUGUGAACGCCGACCUGCCCUAUCAGCUCAUUCCUUUGCACAAUCAAACACACGAAUACAAUGAAGUUGCGAGUCUCUUUGGGAAAACAGUGGAUCGCAACAGAAUUAAGAGAAUUCAGAGAAUUCAGAACCUAGACUUGUGGGAGUUCUUUUGCAGGAAAAAGGCUCAGCUCAAGAAAAAAAGAGGUGUGCCUCAGAUUAAUGAACAGAUGCUAUUUCAUGGCACCAGCAGUGAAUUUGUGGAAGCCAUUUGCAUUCAUAACUUUGAUUGGAGAAUCAAUGGAAUACACGGUGCCCUCUUUGGAAAAGGAACCUAUUUUGCUCGAGAUGCUGCUUAUGCCAGCCGCUUCUGCAAAGACGACGUAAAGCACGGAAACACAUUCCAGAUUCACGGCGUAGCCCCGCAGCAGCAGCAUCUGUUUAGAACGUACAAAUCUAUGUUUCUUGCCCGAGUGCUGAUUGGAGAUUACAUAAACGGAGACUCCAAAUACGUGCGCCCUCCUUCCAAAGACGGGAGCUACGUGAAUUUGUAUGACAGCUGUGUGGAUGACACCUGGAAUCCCAGGGUCUUCGUGGUGUUCGACGCCAACCAGAUCUACCCCGAGUACUUGAUAAACUUUCAUUGAUUUCAUUUCCAAGCUUCCGUGGUCGAAGAAGUUUUCUUUUUCGCAGGGAGAUCUGCUUGCCGGUCACCUAGCUGCUCAAUGUUAAUUAUCUGAUCCUUUUGAAGCAGAUACGAAAGAAAGAGGCCUCCCUAUAAAAAGACGUAGUGACUUUAGGGUUGGUUUGUUGUUGUUUUGUUUUUGUCCAUUACUCAUGUUUGUUACUCAUGUUUGUUACAGAUCGAUACCAUUGCUGUUUUAACACCUGGGGUGAAACACAGCGCUCAAAACGCAAUCAGCUGAGUCCCUCCACCUUUAAAGUUUACAUCCGUGUCUUCAGGGUAAAUG
Molecule: messenger RNA, 1501 nt
Organism: Kogia breviceps (pygmy sperm whale)
Lineage: Eukaryota; Metazoa; Chordata; Mammalia; Artiodactyla; Physeteridae
Gene: PARP11
Product: poly(ADP-ribose) polymerase family member 11
Cellular component (GO): nucleus
Molecular function (GO): NAD+ poly-ADP-ribosyltransferase activity; NAD+-protein mono-ADP-ribosyltransferase activity
Source: RefSeq, a predicted model, not a curated record